AUGCUUUGGCCCUUGCUGAUCACCACGGCGGCUCUGGCCACUGCGGUCAGCGCCUCCUCCAAGGUGUCUUCCUCCUCCCAUCAGUUUGAAAGGGUCAUCCGCGGGUCGAACGUAAGCCUCGCACCCUCGCAGGAUCGCCUGUCCAGCGGGCUGCACCUAGGCGUCGACUACUAUCCGGCACAAUGGCCCGAGUUUCUGUGGGAAUCAGAUGUGGCCGGCAUGCGGGAUCUGAACGUCUCGUAUGUGCGGAUCAACGAGUUUGACUGGGGAAUUCUCGAGCCAGAGGAAGGCGUCUAUAACUUCUCGGUGCUGGACGACACACUUGAGUUGUUUGGCCGGUAUGGACUCAAAGCCAUUCUCGGCACGCCCACCGCAAGCCCGCCCGACUGGCUCACCAAGAAGUACGACAUUUCCUUUGUCGACGUGACCAACUCGACCUACGUCUUUGGGUCCCGGCGGUACUACAGCUUCUCGUCCUUCGACUACCGCGAGCAGAGCCAGAAGAUUACGCGCGUGCUGGCCGAGCGCUACGGCAGCAAUCCCAACGUCGUGGCAUGGCAGCUGGACAAUGAGUUCGGCUGCCACAGCACAGUGCGGAGCUACGACAAGGACGCCAUCACCCGCUUCCGCACCUGGCUGCAGCAGAAAUACGGCACCAUCGAGGCCAUGAACGCCGCGCAGGGCCGUGUGUUCUGGUCGAACCAGUACGCCAGCUUCGACGACGUGCUGCCCCCUUACCACGAGGUAUACACGACCAACGACCUGUACACGCUGGACUGGUACACCUUCAGCUCAGACAUGGUCAUCGAGUUUGCACAGGAGCAGGCUGCCAUCCUGCGCGAGUAUGCGCCCACCCAGGCCGUCACCACCAACUUCAUGGUCGUCUUUACCGACUUUGACCAUUACAAGUUUGCGCGCGAGGUCGGCAUCGACAUUGCCUAUUUCGACAACUAUCCCCUGGCCGGGCCGAGCGACUUCACCUGGGUCACGGACGACCAGCUCGCCGACACCCUCCGCACGGGACUGCCAGACCUCCAGGCACUGCAGCACGCCGUGUAUCGCGGCGUGGCGGGUGCUGCGUACGGGCAGACGGCGGGCCCGUUCGGCGUCAUGGAGAUGCAGCCCGGCAUGCUCAACUGGAACACGUACCGCGUGUCGCCGCUGGAGGGCAUGGUGCGCCUCUGGACGCUCGAGACGUAUGCCGCGAGCGGUGAUGUGGUGAGCUACUUCCGCUGGCGUCAGGUUCCCUAUGCACAGGAGCAGACCUUGUCGGGCCUGCACAUCUCUGAUGGCAGUGAUGACGAGGGCUUCUUUGAGGCGCAAGACGUCGCCUUCAAUGACCUGCCCAUUCUGCGCGAGAAACUAGGCCAGUCAAACGGCUCUUCGUCAGCCGCCGAGGCUGUGGCACACGAGCCACAAGCCGACGUCGCCCUCAUUUUUGACUAUUCCUCCGUAUGGACAUGGGCCAUCGAGCCAUACAGCGGCAGCUGGGACGUCACCUCUGCCACCUACACAGGCACCGUGCUCAGCAACCUCGACCUCGUCUACACAUUCUUCUCCGCGCUGCGCCGCCUUGGCCUCUCUGUCGACGUGAUUGGCCCAGACCAGGACCUCUCCGCGUACAAGAUGGUCGUCGUGCCCAGCAUCCCCAUCAUCCCAGCCGCCCUCAACGCCUCCCUUGCCUCCUACACCGCUGGCCCUGUGGUCUUUGGCCCGCGCUCCGCAGCGCUCACUGCCAACUUCUCCUACGCCCCAGGUAUCCAGCCCGCGGCUGGCGCACUGCGCGACCACCUGCCCAUGCGAGUGACGCGAAUCGAGACGCCGCCCAGCUACGCCAACAGCAGCGUCUCGUACGCCGGGACGAGCUAUGCCAUCACGUACUGGGAGGAGUGGGUGAGCUGCAGCCGCGGCAACGCGAGCAGCAAUGCGACCGUCACGUCGGGAUCGAAACAUCGUCUGGGGAAGCCGGCGGCGUGUGCUUCGGUGGACCAGGAUGAGGGGAAGCAGUGGCAUUAUCUGGGCUUCAACCCGCCUGCAGACUUCCUGGUCUCGUACCUGGGCGAUAUGGCUGCCGCGGCGGGGCUGAGUGAUCUGACUGGCAAGGCGGCCAGUAAGGAUGCGGAUCUGGGCAGCUCGCUGAGGCUGUUGCGGAGGGGCGACCUGCUCUGGGCGUUCAAUUAUGGGGCGGAGGCUGUGGCCGCCCCUGCUGUGGACUCUACUGCUCAGUUGGUCAUUGGUGAGGCAGGCGAUAUUCCGGCUGCUGGUGUUGUGGUAUGGAAAUUGAGCAGCUGA
Molecule: messenger RNA, 2292 nt
Organism: Cryphonectria parasitica EP155
Lineage: Eukaryota; Fungi; Ascomycota; Sordariomycetes; Diaporthales; Cryphonectriaceae
Product: family 42 glycoside hydrolase
Exons: 1
Coding region: 1-2292 (763 amino acids)
Biological process (GO): carbohydrate metabolic process
Cellular component (GO): beta-galactosidase complex
Molecular function (GO): beta-galactosidase activity
Source: RefSeq, a predicted model, not a curated record